Molecule: messenger RNA, 3407 nt
Organism: Blepharisma stoltei
Lineage: Eukaryota; Ciliophora; Heterotrichea; Heterotrichida; Blepharismidae
Source: the annotation of a GenBank genome assembly
AUGGAAAAGUUUUCAGGACUUCUAAGUCUCUGGAUUUUUUUCAGUUUAACUUCUUCAACAAGCUUGCAAGUCAUUAAAGCUCAAAAUUUUGGAAGUUCUUCAAGCUAUCUGUCUUCAAAUUCCAUAACUUUUCCAGCUGACAGCACCGGUUCAAGUUGUUACUAUUCCAGUAUUUCUACUUCAUCAACAAUAUCCCACACAAAAGACCAGACCCUUUAUCAAACUGGCUUAUGAGUGUCUUUAGAUUCUCAUUAUAAAUUCAGUAUAGACUUAGCUGAUGGAGAUUAUGUUCUCAUAUUAAGAUUUGCCGAAAUCCAAUACGAUUCUGCAGCUUCCAGAGUGUUUUCCAUGAAUUUUUGCGGUCAGUCUCUAUUUGAGUUUCUCGAUAUUUAUCAGUUAACAGGAGGCAAAAACAUCGCUGUCGACUUUUUUUACGAGUUCAGCGUAUUAAAAAGCAUAGUAAAAUACCAAUCCUCUAAUUAUGAUCUCACUAAAAAUAAAGGACAGCUUGAUUUUGAGAUUAUUUCAGUAAUCGAUAAAGGUAUAAUUAAUGCUUUACAAAUUAUCAAAGGAAGUUGUAAAGAAACAAAAAUUUGUGAUAAUUGUUAUGAUCCUUUAUGUAAUAAGUGCGACUAUACCACAGGGAUUUGUGAAGAAUGCAUAUAGAAUUUCCCAUAAAUAGCCACAAAAUAAUUUAAAUUGUUUUUUAAAUUAGUGAAAAAAUUGUAGGAAAAUCCUAUAUAUAAUGCGGAGCUUAAUGAUAAAAAUUAUUGUUCAUGUCCAAGUAAAGCAGAUGAUGGGUCAAUUAUAGCGAUUUUAAGUGCCCCAAAGCAAGCUUGCAGUGCCUGUAUGGUAAAAUUGGAUGGGACUGGAUCAAUUGGGAGUGGUGGCUUGAAUUAUGCAUGGAUUGUUGAUGGUUUAACAAAAUCAACAGAAUCUGUAUUUUAUUAUACUGUUCCAGAUUUAUCAGUUCAGACUACGACAAAUGUGACUUUAAAGGUUACUGACUCAUGCGGAUUUCAGAAUUCUACUUCGUGGACGAUUUCUAUUGUGAAAGAGUCUGUUAUUGUCGAUAUACUAAAAAGAAUAGUACGGCAAAUUAUAUAUUUUAUAUGCUAAAAUUAAAAUAAAGUUGCAAAUCCCAUAGAAAAGUAUAUAAAGGAGUAUGAUUUGUCAUAUGAUACUAGUAAAUACUCAAGCUUCUCUGCAGACUCCGUAGCUGUAGGCAAUGGAACUGUCCAGAAAUAUGAAUGAUCUGUCACACCUCUUGUAAAAGGUUUAAAGAAUCCUAAUCAGAAAGAUAUUUCUAUACAAUUCCCCAGCCCUGAUACAUAUAGUAUUUCUUUAACAGUUUUUAUGGAUAAUGGCAAAUAUGGAGGUGAUGUUGCCACAAUUAGUGUAAUGCCAGAGGUUCCAAUAAUUUUUGUGACAGGUGUUAACUCUACUUAUAAUAAUUUUACUACAGUAACAUUUAGUGCUACUUUUUUAUAUCAGAACGGAACUUAUAGCAAAAAUUAUGCCAUUGAUUACCAGAUAAGCUAUGGAUGUCCGAAGUGAGCAACUUUUCGUAGAGUUGGCAAUGGGGAUUUUGUAUUUAAAAGCUAUGGUGAAGUCAAAGAUUAUUAUACAUGCUAUUUUUAUGUAACAGCUGAAAUUUAUUCUGGAUUUAAUGCCUCAACUUUGUGCUAUUUAAAUAUAACAUCUACGCCAGUCCCAGAAGUCUACGUCACUUAUCCUAACUCCCCCCCCUCCGUGAGUGAACAAAACCAUUAGAAAAAUCCCUAUUUUUUGCCCAAAAACCCACCCUCCGUGAGUGAACAAAAAAUUUUUUUAAUAAAAAAAUUUUUUAUGAAAAAAAAAUUUGAUAUAUAAAUGAUAAUUAGUAUAAUGAAAUCUAGAGCUCCCUCUGUUUAAUUUUGAACGAAUUGCUUUUUUAAAACAUAAAUUUUAUAAAUUUUGCGAAUUAGGAUUUUUUUAAAUUUCGAAAAAAAAUAUUCUUAUAAAAUUUAUAUAUAAAUGUUUUUAAAAAAACAAAUUAAACCCUCUGUGAGUGAAUAAAAUUUUUUUGUUCACUCACGGAGGGGGGGAGUAAGUCAUACUUCGACCCAACCGCACCUAUAAGAUUUAUGGCAAACAUUCCAGACCAAACAAAUCUUGUGUUUCACUGAGAACAAACUGACAAUAACACAAAAAUUGAUCCAGCCAUUCUCAAUACCCCUAGAAACCAGUCUUCUUAUACCAUUCCAGAGCGUUGCCUUGAGCCUCAAAAAGAGUAUGAAUUCACAAUUCAUGUAAGAAAUACAAAAACAAAUGCCACAGCAGACGUUUCGACAAGAAGAUGGGUUAAUAGUCCUCCAAAGUUUGGGACGUUUACAGUUACUCCAACCUCAGGGACAGUUUUAGAGACUCCUUUUAGUACAGUUUUCCAAGGAUUUGUGGACCCAGAAAAAAACUUGCCUAUUUCUUAUCAAAUUUUUCAGGUGCAAAGCAAUGGGAAAACAGUUGCUAUUACAUCAAAAACAAGCAGCAAUAAUUUCAAUAUUACAAUUGGAGAAAGCAACGGAAAAGUUCCUUUAAUUGGUAGAGUUUACGAUAGCUUAGGAACUUUUGCAGAUCUCAGCUUUAAUUUAACAGUUAAUCCUAGCUCUGUUGGUUCAAAUGACCAAGCUAAAAACCUAUUAAAUAAUGGAGCAAAUAUGGACCAAACCUUAUAUUUAUCUAGCAUUGUCGCAAUAUCUCAAUAUACAUUCCAAAACCCAACUAGUGGAGCAAGCACAGAAAGUGUUGUCAGCACUUUAUUGCAAGCGCUAAAUAAUUGAUCUGACAGUAAAGAAAUGACUGAUAUUGACGUAAGCACAACUUUUGACGUUAUCAGCGUCUUUCUCAAUGAAAGUACUAGCUAUGGUGAAGAAUUAAUACAGAAUAUCAGUAAAAGCUUAGAUAAUGCUUUAAGCAAAGCAGACACUCUGGAUGAUAACACUUAUAAGGUGUUUAUAAAACAAGUGGAUAUUGUUUCUGGAAGAUCUAGCCAGAUUUUGAGCAAUGGGGAGAGCAAAAAUAAUAAUGCUACUUAUGCAGAUAUAUGGGCAAAACUCACGAACUCAGUCAGUCUGUCGUCUGAAAAAUGCCAAAAAAAGACAAAUCCUAAUGAGCCUAUUAUAGAAAUCCAAGGAGACACUUUUAACGUAACUUUGGAAUCUAAGGAUUAUAAAACAGUUAAAAAUGUGAAUUAUUGAAACACUAACUUAUCUAAUUGCACAGUUGCUUUUGAAACAGAUGCAGCCAAGGACUCUGGAAAUAUCGUGUAUCAUAUUCCCAUUAUAACCACAAAUAAUUUUGGUAACGUCUCUGCUAGUAUGCAACCAAAUUUACCCAAAUUCUUCCAAAUAGUAAUCCUUGCGAAAUAG